Messenger RNA from Brassica oleracea var. oleracea, 1667 nucleotides. RefSeq lists its product as uncharacterized. NCBI's taxonomy places the organism in Eukaryota, Viridiplantae, Streptophyta, Magnoliopsida, Brassicales, Brassicaceae. The record is from RefSeq and is a predicted model, not a curated record. Gene Ontology annotation, cellular component: membrane. The transcript has 3 exons. Gene Ontology annotation, molecular function: glycosyltransferase activity. The coding region runs from base 129 to 1400 and encodes 423 amino acids.
AUCAAAAUCCACCACACACGGCAUGGAUUCUUCCUCUCUAACGGAGAAUUCAAUCACUCUGAUCAGAUUCUCCUCGAAGCAUCCGAUGCUCCCCUGAGAAACUCUCUCUCUCGAUAGAUCAUCACACAAUGGCGAGAGUAAGAGCGGGCGAGAAAGAGGAAGGACUCGAAAAACACAUAGGAUUACUAAAGCUAGCUCAAACGCUGUCGUUUCUCCUCAUAUUCAUGGCCGGAAUCAUCAUCGGACUCGCCGCGAGCUCCCACAUCGAUCGCUACUUCAAUUCCUUACCUCAGAUGCUAUCAUCAUCAUCAUCCUCCGCAAGCCUUCAAACGAUCCCUGAUUACUCCAAUUGCACAGUCAUCCACCGCGAUUGCUCAAACGACGACGACGACGGCGGCGGCGUGAAGGCGGCGAAGAAGAAGGACGAGAUUCGUGAUUGCUGGAGCGUCGACGGGUUUGUUCGGCCGGAGGAGGUGAGACAUAGGAUGAGUGACGAUGAGCUGUUCUGGAGAGCGUCGAUGGUUCCGGUGAAGGAGGAGUAUCCGUACGAUAGGGUUCCGAAGGUUGCGUUCAUGUUUCUGGCGAGGGGGCCUUUGCCUAUGCUUCCGCUUUGGGAGAAGUUUUUUAGAGGGAAUGAGAAGUACUUGUCGGUUUAUGUUCACACGCCUCCUGGAUACGACAUGAAUGUCUCGAGUGAUUCUCCGUUUUACGAUCGGCAGGUUCCGAGCCAGGCUUCUUUUUUCACGAAGCUCGGAUUGAAAGUUGCAUGGGGAUCACCACUAUUGACAGAUGCAGAGAAGCGUCUUCUAGCCAACGCACUGCUCGACUUCUCAAAUGAGCGUUUUGUGCUUCUCUCGGAAAGCUGUGUCCCCGUCUACAACUUCACAACCGUCUACUCUUACUUGAUAAACUCUGCUUACAGUUUCGUGGACUCUUACGACGAGCCAACGCGUUACGGCCGUGGGCGUUACAGCCGCAAGAUGCUCCCAGAUAUCAAGCUACAUAACUGGCGCAAAGGGUCUCAGUGGUUUGAAGUGAACCGUAAAAUCGCCAUCUACAUCAUAUCUGACUCGAAAUACUACUCGUUGUUCAAACAGUACUGCAGACCAGCUUGUUAUCCGGACGAGCAUUACAUCCCAACUUUGUUGAACAUGUUUCACGGUUCGGUGAACGCGAAUAGAAGUGUGACUUGGGUGGAUUGGUCCAUAGGAGGUCCGCAUCCAGCUACAUAUGGGGCAGAUAAUAUCACAGAAGGGUUUCUACAGUCAAUAAGGAAAAAUGAGACUGAUUGUCUUUAUAAUGAAGAGCCAACUUCUUUAUGCUUCCUUUUUGCUCGGAAGUUUGCUCCUAGUGCCUUAGCUCCUCUUAUGAACUUGAGCUCUACAGUCAUGGGGUUUUGAGUAAACAGCUGACUUUUUCCUCUUAGGGAUGAGAUGAGAUUCUUCUACGAGAGAUAUACAUAGGUUAAUGAUCUCUUCUUCUUUUUCAUUUUUUUUUUUGUUAUUAGUUCCUUUGGUUAUGAUCUCAUGUAAGGGUUGAGCCUUUUGUAUGUAAGAGUUUUGCUUCUGCCGACCUGCAGAGCUUAGCUAAUGUAGUUAUAGAUGACCAACAUCUUAUUCUUUUUCAUCAAACAUUUUGGUAUAAUGAAAUGAUAUAGUUUGAAACUC